AUGGAAGUUGAUCCCGAUCAAGAAGCGGAAUCACUGGGAGGAAUGAGCGAAGCAGUGGACUAUUCCGAUGCUGAAUCGACUCACUCAGUUUCUGAUGACACCGACGAGGAGAUGGAUAUUGCUGAUGGAGCUGUCGGCAUAGAGGAUCACUUGGCUGCCGAUGAGCUCAAGAUCGGGCUCGGAGAGAUCAAGGUCGCUGCCGUCGAGCCCCGAUUCUCGCAGGAGUUCAUCCAACAGGUUCAGAGAGAGGCAGAGGAUUACCCUCAUUAG
This is a messenger RNA of Caenorhabditis elegans, 270 nucleotides long. RefSeq names its product DUF5709 domain-containing protein (gene W06G6.12). NCBI's taxonomy places the organism in Eukaryota, Metazoa, Nematoda, Chromadorea, Rhabditida, Rhabditidae. The record is from RefSeq and is marked reviewed. The coding region runs from base 1 to 270 and encodes 89 amino acids. The transcript has a single exon.